This is a messenger RNA of Mycetomoellerius zeteki, 1120 nucleotides long. RefSeq names its product cytidine deaminase. NCBI's taxonomy places the organism in Eukaryota, Metazoa, Arthropoda, Insecta, Hymenoptera, Formicidae. The record is from RefSeq and is a predicted model, not a curated record. Bases 249 to 698 code for a protein of 149 amino acids. The transcript has 2 exons. Gene Ontology annotation, cellular component: cytosol. Gene Ontology annotation, molecular function: cytidine deaminase activity; zinc ion binding.
CGCUGAAUCAGCAGCUGACGAGAUUCAUGUCGCUCGUCGCAGUCAGUCGCCGGCGGCUGGGAGUAGCCGCGAGGCUGUUUGUAUCAUCAUUAUCGCAAUCGUUCAAGUCACAAGUUGACGGACGGUUGUCAAAGACAUAGGAGCGAAAACAGCGAAAACAUCAGUCUCCUUCGUUUUUACAAGUCUUCUGCCGCAAUCUUCAUUGCGUCUCUUGCAGCAAUCUUCAUUACAAGUGGCACCCUGGCGAAAUGGACAUCUGGAAAAUAAUCGAUUUCGCAUCGCUUGACGGAGAAACUCAGGAGCUGAUAAAGGAGAGCGCGGCGGUCCGUGAAAACGCGUACUCGCCAUACAGUAAAUUCAAGGUCGGCGCCGCGGUACGAUGCGUCGACGGUAGCAUCUCACGAGGCUGUAACGUGGAGAAUGCGUCCUAUCCGGCGGGCGUGUGCGCCGAGGUCACGGCAAUCGCGCGGGCUGUGUCCGAGGGGAAGCGAAAGUUCACAGCGUUGGCCGUCGUCGCCGAUCAGGAAAACACUUCGUUUACCACGCCAUGCGGAGUGUGCAGGCAGUUCAUGUCCGAGUUUGGCGAAAACAUGCCCAUCUACUUGACGAGAUCCGAUAUGAAGAAAGUUCUACGGACUGAAGUGAACGAACUGUUGCCGCUCUCACCCUUCCGCACGAACGGUACGGAGACUUCAUAAUUUAUCCUCGUUGUUGAAAGCGAUGUUCAAACAACACGGAGGCUACAACGGAAGGCGUUGAAUUUUUCUAUGUACUUAUCCAGAGUAUUUAUCCAGAAUCGAACAUUUGUAAAUCUUGUUACAUUCAUAUGAUUCGGCAUAUCAACACGAGACUUUAUUUCAAUGAAAUUAAAAUCGACAAUGCAUAAGUAUUAUUUACAAUGAUGUGAUAUAUGUAUAUGAGUAAUGAAAUAGCUAUUGUAUAAAGUGACCAUGAGUUUACACACGCACACGCACACGCACACGCGCACGCGCGCGCGCACACACACACACACACACACACACACACACGAUACGAGACUAUCAUAAAAUCUUGAACAUGAUUAAUAAUUUCAUAAAAGUUAUAAAUGCAAAAGGAGGCGAUUGCGCACUUACGAGGAUUC